AUGCAUAUGGCCAAGGCACGAUCAGAGCCGUGGAACAGAAACCCCUCGCACUCCGCCCGCUGGAGGAACCAAAGGGAUGGCCGCAAAUCAAAGUCCAUGUUGAAUUGCAAUGUUGAGCAUGUGUGCUACCUGUUAGAUACGGCAAAGACAUCGCUAAAUCUAAAGCUCAUGCUUCCAGCAGGAUUUGGAUUGACGCUACCGCCCAGGCCUCAGCGAAGCAGUAUGUAUUGGGGAACGACGCCUGACCGAUGGCCUCAAAACCUAGAUCUCAAGCUCUCAGAAGAGCUUUUGAGGAUUCUUCCACUGUUUACUAGGAGUGCGACCCUGGUGCUGGAAGAAGGUGCAAAGCUCAUGAGCUUGAAAAUGGUGGAACAAUUUACAAAGAAGGGCAUCAACGUGCUUUGUCAAGCGGGCACUAUCUUCAAUUAUGAUCCAACCCAGACAUCAACUGCAAUCGAGGAGGCAAAACUGUGGACAAGCCGCCUCGCAGAGCUUGACUACUUGAAUGGGUUCCCUGCCCUUUUGAGACGACUCGAUAUCUAA
Molecule: messenger RNA, 543 nt
Organism: Hyaloscypha bicolor E
Lineage: Eukaryota; Fungi; Ascomycota; Leotiomycetes; Helotiales; Hyaloscyphaceae
Exons: 1
Coding region: 1-543 (180 amino acids)
Source: RefSeq, a predicted model, not a curated record